Messenger RNA from Talaromyces proteolyticus, 2952 nucleotides. RefSeq lists its product as uncharacterized. NCBI's taxonomy places the organism in Eukaryota, Fungi, Ascomycota, Eurotiomycetes, Eurotiales, Trichocomaceae. The record is from RefSeq and is a predicted model, not a curated record. The transcript has a single exon. The annotation marks the transcript as partial.
AGCAAUCUAGUUGGAAGUGGUCCUGAUAUCGACAUGAAUAGUAAUCAGCUUGGUCCGAAGAGAUCCUUUGAGCGGGACUGGAAGGAGAUUAGACAGCGCCUCGAGCGGAAAAUCGCCGCUGCUGCUGCACAAGCCAUCUCUGCUAGACCGGGCGGCGGUGAGAUUCGCAAACCAAGAUGGCCUCUGACGCCCCAGAAGCAAAAGGGUCCGAGGACAUACGAGGUGAAGACGGAGGACAAACUUACCAAAAGAGGAGCAAACCCGAGAACUGGCAUGAUCAGCCCAAGUAAUCGUACUGAUAGCUCACGAGAAGACCAUGUUCCGCGACCACGGGCCAGUCAGAAGUGGAAAGUGAAUGGGAAUCAGUGGGUCUGCGUUGACGUCUCCCAGUCGCCAUCUUCGAUAUCAUCUGUGUCGGAAUAUAAACUCAGUAAAACAACAUCAUCUGCUGGAUCGGAGUCAACCGAUACGUCGUCGGAAGGGUGGGGGGAUAGAUUUGUUGUGAACAUGCCAUCCGCCAAAGAACCCAAUCCACCGUCAAUGACGGAUGAGGAAAUCCGCCUGUACCAAGAGAAGAAAGGGAAACUUCAUGCGAAUGAAAUCAAAAGGCAUGAAAUGGAUGCCUCGAAAUCACCAAAGUCCAGCUCGGCUUAUAGGAAUACUCCACAUCCUAAGAAGAUGAACUCGACUCCUGUCCUCCAAAAGGCCAUGACGACGAGCUCUUUUCAAACAGACACAUCACUAUCCGGUUCGUUGAAAAGCGAUGGAUCACGACACUACUACAGCCCAGACGAAGUUGGGCAAACCAGAGUUGGUUCGCUUUCAGAUGAACCGAAAUUGAAACAGAAAGAUUUAUACCACAAGCUCCGAGCAGAAUGCUUCAUGGGAUGUAUGGGAAUGGAUCAAGCGGGAGCAAAGAACCCAGAUGAAGUACUCUUAUUCCCUAACUUAGACGACGAGGAGGAAGAGCGACGCUCACCAUGUCCCGCGCCGAAAUCCCGCAACACCGACGAGGCUUUUCGACGACCGGGUAAAUUGCCAGUGCCACAGGCUUCUAAGAUACCUCAAAUUGCUGGUCAACGGGUCACUAGUAAUCCUCACAAGGUUACGAGCAACAUACCCGUAAUAUCCCGACCGACAGCUCUGACAAUUCCUCCCGCGUUGACAGUGGUACAUGCAACAAGAAUCCCAAAGCCGCCUACUAACGGGAGUCCAGUGGAACGUACUGCUACUCGAAAAGAGGAAGAUGUUUUUAUGAGUGCUUCGAAUGUCCCUCGUGUGGCGCUGAAACCUAUUACGAGAAGUACAAUUCAGCCAUUCCGGACUCGUCCACCGAGAACUUUGGCUCAGAAGGGUUCCACCCUGCGACACAAUAUCACCACACCCGAAAAUGACCCAUUCUUUUCCGAGAAUUCCUCUUCAGAAACAUCUCCAACUGGUCAUCCUCACACUACAGGUGACGAGGAAUACCGUUCAACAUCUAUCUCACCAGAUUCUGAUGGUUCUGCUCACAUCGCCACACAAGAUUUCGCACCUGCCUCAGAUGAUCACCCCUUUUCUGCACCGACAAGUGCUGUUAGCAUGAAAUUAAGUCCAAGCGAUAUCUUUAAAAAUAUCCCUAGGAGAGGGCCACCGCUUGACGAGAUUCAUUCACCAGCGAAAGAAAGAGCACUAAAUGAGCUUCUAGUCAAGAAGCAGCGUGCCAAAAAGGCACCCAGUGUUGCUGAGUUGGACGGUCUCCAGGUCCCUCAACAACUUCCAAGCCCACCGCUCAGCGCGUCGCCAUCUCCACCUCCACGAAGCAAACCAAGAGAGCGAAAGGGCACUCACACCAUCAGAAUGGAAAUCAGGAUGAAAGCAGAAAAGGCACGCCAAGGUGCCGAGGAGGCCAAGUCUGCUUCAAGCCGGUUAACAGCUGCUCGACAACAUGCAGAACGACUCGCAGAAGCCCGUGCUGCGUAUGAUAGGGUAAAGGCACAGAGCGCCGUUAAGGGUAUGAGGCCGCCUAUGGAUGAGUUGCGAGAACAAAAACUCAACACUGAAAGGAUAAACGAGGCUCGUAAAGCAUACAAAGCCGCAAAGGCUAAAGAGCAGACAGAGAACGCAAGUGAGCCACAGAAGCAAGAAGCUGAAGAGAAGCCCAAAAGCACGACCGCUGCUUCUACUUCUGUUCCGCGGAGCAGCAAGCCUUCAGUAGAAGCAAAGCCGGUGCGCAAGUCUCGAAGAACCGGUGCGCAGCGGCGAGCACCUUCUCAAACAGAGAAUAAGUCUCCUGAUGACACUAUUGAUAGCGGCCCGAAGAAAAAAACUGACACCGGAAAUUCGAAGAGAGACUCUAUGCCUGACCUCAGUCCUUCGAUGGGAGUACUGUACCUCUCCCUCAUCAACCUCUUCGAUUUUCUUCACCACAAACAAAUCUACUCUGACGUUCUUCGCUACUCUCAGAAACUCCCACAAAUGGCUCUUCACUGCUUCAAAGUUUGCAAAUCUCUCGCCGAAGCGUGGAUCGAAUUCAAAGAGACCGGAACUCUACCGAAGUCAUGCACAGACGAUUUCGGCAACUUCGCAAAGGAUAUCGGCCAAGCCCUUGUUAAUUUUGCUGUACUAGGACUUGUGCUGAUUGUGGUUGGUAGAGCUGCUGGUUACAUUGUUGUUGUGGCUAGUUGGAUUGUCUGGUUUUGCAAACCUUUUGCAUGGGUUUUUGGAGGAUUCAUUGGUAGUACUAAGUAAUAGCGUUUCCCUUUUUUUUUUUUUAAUAAUAUCUUUUUACGACUUGAGAUGACUAGCUGUGAAGGCAACCAGGUGGCGUAAUGGAUGAAGAACUUGAUGGGUUUGAGCAUUUUUAUUGUCGUUUUAUUCGUUCUUUUGGGGGUAUCAUUCAUGACGGGAUUAUAGGGUUUACUCAACCCGAGUUCAGUGCUGACAUGGAGCGUUUAAAUUACUAGAUAAAGG